Megalops cyprinoides (Indo-Pacific tarpon) is the source of this 1409-nucleotide messenger RNA. RefSeq lists its product as uncharacterized. NCBI's taxonomy places the organism in Eukaryota, Metazoa, Chordata, Actinopteri, Elopiformes, Megalopidae. The transcript has 4 exons. Gene Ontology annotation, molecular function: RNA polymerase II transcription regulatory region sequence-specific DNA binding; DNA-binding transcription factor activity, RNA polymerase II-specific. Bases 275 to 1324 code for a protein of 349 amino acids. Gene Ontology annotation, cellular component: nucleus. Gene Ontology annotation, biological process: anatomical structure development; regulation of transcription by RNA polymerase II; regulation of cell population proliferation. The record is from RefSeq and is a predicted model, not a curated record.
GGAAACCGUAGCUUGUUUUUCCACGUACUGUUCUAGGAUCAGCGAAAAAGGAGGAAAAAGUGAACGGUAGAGAGCAACACCAACAAGAAGACAGAGAUUGACGGGAGGCAGGAAAAUAGAGAAGCCCUGGGGAAAUUCCCAUUAAAUGUGGAAAAAAAAAGUGACAAGGAGAACCAAUCAAAUUUAGUAAAGAAGGGGGAGGGGCGAAGAAACCUGCCAAAGGAGGCGUGGCCAGGUGGGCAGAGAAAGGAGAGCAUUUGGAGGAGGGAAAAGGAUGGAACCCAAUACCUGCAAAGUGGCCGAGGGAGCAGGUGAGAACACGCCCAGAGCGCAGCACGAGCAGGUGAUGGGCCUGCCGCUGGGGGAGCCCCUGGCGCAGAUGGUGGAGGUGACGACGCACAAGGUGGUGGGUGAGGCCCCUGGGGACAGGCCAAAUGGGGAGCCCCACGAAGGCCCGAGCCAGGGGGCAGGGCAGGGGGUGGGGCAGGCCGCCUCUGGAGACCCCAUCCCCCGGAUUCCUUUCGCCGAGGUGGUCUCCCUCCUCGACCCCAACAUGAAAAGCACCAAGGCGCGCAAGUACCAGAUCCACUACGAGGAGGUCAAGCGGAGGCUGGACCCGCCCGAAAAGAUGUCACUGCGCUCGCUGGCAGCCUACACCCGGGUCAGCCGCGGCCCCGCCAGCAAGCGCGUCCUGCUGGAGUCGCUGCAGUCCUUCGGCCUCACGCCCAGCGCCAACACUGCCGUGUCCAGCUCCUUCUCCAAGCUGACAGAAGGAGACACUGCUGCCCUGUGCAGAGACAUGAGGGACUUUGCCUCUCAGUACAUGAAUUACGACUCCAUGGUCAAAACGCUGCUCCCGGACACCAACCAGGUUCAACACUGGUCAAAAAUAAUCGAGACAAGAAACCAUCUGGAGGAAAUGAGGAAGUGCUUUCACGACCCUGCGAACAGCAGGACAUUUGACAAUGCCACUCACGGCUUCGGGACGGGCAUGCUAGACGUGGCCUUCGACAUGAUCGAGAAGGUCAUAGACAAGCAAAUCAGGGUGCUCUCAGGGAACCCGGAGCCUGAGGAGUCCCAACAGGAGAAGCGGGUCCGGAAGCGCAAGGCCAGAACCAAGCCCGACGGGGAGGCUGCGGAAAAGACCAAGCCCCGCGCCCCCAAGACCCCCAAGGCGAAGGGUGAGAACAAAGCAAAAGCCGCCAACAAGAAACAGGCGCUCGUAGCCACGGAAACCCUGCCUCAGGACACGCCCACAGACAUCCAGAGCAGCGUGCUGACCCUCGUCUCGGUCGGUUAUGAGACCAUCUCCAGCGGGCUGUGACCAGACGAUAAGGUCGCAUGAACUCGAUGUGACUCGCAGGGACGUGGAUACUGAGCUGUACUGCAUACAGACAUUCAGUGGCAUU